Molecule: messenger RNA, 321 nt
Organism: Danaus chrysippus (African queen)
Lineage: Eukaryota; Metazoa; Arthropoda; Insecta; Lepidoptera; Nymphalidae
Source: the annotation of a GenBank genome assembly
UUGAAGGUUAUAUGCGAUAUUAAGUCUUGCUACAGUGGCUGGGCGGAGGGUGGCUCGGCUCCACACUCGCCUUCAGCAUCACGACUUGGCAGUCGCAAGUCAUCAUUGACAUCCAUAUCAUCUCUUAGCAGCCAAUGUUCCGAUCAGCAUGGUGAGUAUUACAAGCACAUACACCACACAGCACACAGCACACAGCACACAGCACACAGCACACAGCACACAGCACACAGCACACAGCACACAGCACACAGCACACAGCACACAGCACACAGCACACAGCAAAAAUCGCGGUUGAAAAUCGCGGAUGAAAAUCGCGGUUGA